CAGCCUGUGUGUAAACCACACCGACCUAGUAAAGCACACUACACAUCAUCGACUGGUUUCACACGGCGUACAGACCGCGUGAUCUCUACCUUCUACAUAGACGGCAUACAGACCACGUGAUCAGUCAUGAACCCAAGCCUAUUUUGCUGGACCCUGCUGAUCCUGACGGACGUCGUGCUGUGCCGGACGAUAGACCUGUCACAUGUGAUAGACAGAAACAGCUUCACCCCAUCCAACGCACCAACGUACAACUGGACGGUGCUGAGUCGUGGACAGAGCUAUGAAGGAGUUUACAUCGAGUCUGGGGCCUACAGUGUUGGAGAGCAUGUAGGCACGCACAUUGACGCACCAGCACACUUUGUUAAAGGUUCGAAAACACUUGAGCAGUUGACGAUCGAGGACACGAUCGCUGAGGGCGUCAUGAUCGACUGCUCAGAGGAGGCUAGACAAGAUCGGGAGUACCAGGUCACUUUAGAGAAGAUUUUAGAUUGGGAGACCAAACACGGCCGUAUUCCUGACCAAGCUGCCGUCAUCUUCAACUUUGGUUGGUCGGCAAAAUUCGGCAAUCCACUGGAGUACAUAGGAGAUGUUACCGGCAAUAUCAGCAACAUUGUGUUCCCGUCCGUCAGCGAGGCCGCCGCUGACUUCCUCCUCCACGAACGUGACGUCAAGAUCAUCGGGACAGACACCCGAAGUCCCGACCCCAUGAGUCUCAAGGGGAAGCCACUCCCACGCCCCCACAUCCACACGACUUACCUCCCCAGGGACCGGCUCAUCGUGGAGAACUUAAAGGGCACGGAUCAACUUCCGGCCAAGAACUUCAGAUUUUUCGCCAACCCCACGAAAUUUGACCGUGGGACUGGGGGUCAAGUACGAGCUUUCGCCAUGACCUUUGACCCAAAGUCAGCAGAGAAUGACGCGCCAAAAUUCAGCGCCAUUUCUUGCCUCAUUGGUUGUUUAUUAUCUGUUCUAUUCUGUACCUAUUUGCUAGUAUUUUAA
Messenger RNA from Physella acuta, 999 nucleotides. RefSeq names its product isatin hydrolase-like. Gene Ontology annotation, molecular function: arylformamidase activity. Lineage: Eukaryota; Metazoa; Mollusca; Gastropoda; Physidae. The record is from RefSeq and is a predicted model, not a curated record.